UGUUUCCAGCUUGUAUAAUGACAGGCUCAGUUUUGGCAGAGCUAAUGCUGUUGAAAUGAACUUUCUGUCAGUUUUGUUAAAUGUUUUACUAAUGUAUUGAUCUCAGUUGAAUAUUUAAGCUGUCUGAAACCUGAACCUUGUACUUGUCUGGCUUAACUAAAGACCUAUGCAUGCUUGUUAGCACUAGAUCAAUGAUAAACCCAAACUCAUAAAGAACAGCUAGUGUGCAAUUUCAUGUGCCUCCCUGGUCGAAUAGCUUGUGUGAUAAAUAGUCGAGUCAUGUUAGCUGAAGGUAAAGGUGAAGAAGAGGUGAGUGCAGGCUCAUUCUUCGCUGUCACAGCUUCCCAGCUGUUGUAAAGCUGCCUGUCAGGAAGGAGCAGUUGCCUAAGUCUUGCCUCAGGACUCGCAGCCUCAGGCCAGCAUCCCAUAUGUGGAUGUCAGGACGGAGAGAUCCAGCCCUGAGCUCCACUUACAUAAGGUGUGAAUUCAGCUGAGGCUUGAGCUGUCAGGAAAGUCCCAGGAGUGUAAAUCUGAUCCGGAAGCCCAGGAGCUCCUGCAACUCUGUGAACGCUGAUCCAUACUCCAGCUGCCCCAAGGUUUCCUUGCAGGAUGGCAGCCUCCUGGCUCGCCAUCUUUCUAAUGUUGGCCCUUUCCUCUAUCUACUGCAUUGUUUCCCAUCCUAGCCCGGAUAUGUGGUUUCAGGGUCUCUUUCCACCUAGUGUGUGCCUUGCAAAUGCCCGUACCAACACCUUUUAUGGCAUAAUGUUUGAUGCAGGAAGCACCGGGACCCGAAUUCACAUUUACACCUUUGUGCAGAAAAACCCAGAGCAGCCUCCAGAGCUGGAAGGGGAAAUCUUUGAGUCAGUGAAGCCAGGUCUUUCUGCUUAUGUUGAUCAGCCUGAAAAGGGUGCAGAAACUGUGAAAGGAUUGUUGAAAAUGGCCAAAGAAGCUGUGCCAUGUAGUCAUUGGAAGGAGACCCCAGUGGUGCUGAAAGCUACAGCUGGACUGAGGCUGCUGCCAGAGCCCAAAGCCCAGGCUCUGCUCUCAGAGGUGAGAGAGGUCUUUGAGAAGUCACCCUUUCUGGUUCCAAAUAACAGUGUUAGCAUCAUGGAUGGAUCUUCUGAAGGAGUUUUAGCCUGGAUCACUGUGAACUUUCUGACAGGGCAGUUGUACGGACAGAACCAGACGACAGUUGGGACACUGGACCUGGGAGGAGCCUCAACCCAGAUCACGUUCCUGCCACGGUCUGAGGAAACCUUGGAGCAAACCCCUGUGGAUUUUGUCACCUCAUUUGAAAUGUUCAAUAGCACUUACAAGCUCUACACGCACAGCUAUUUGGGCUUUGGACUGAAAGCUGCCAGACUAGCAACACUUGGAGCCCUGGAAAUGAAAGUGGUGGAUGGACAAAUGUUCCGAAGUUCUUGUUUACCGAAGCGACUGGAGGCAGAGUGGCACUUUGGGGGAAUGAGAUAUCAAUAUGGUGGCAACAGAGAAGGGGAAACAGGAUUUGAGCCUUGCUAUUCAGAAGUGGUGAAGGUUGUACAAGGGAAAUUGCACCAGCCAGAUGAGAUUCGCAGACGCUCCUUCUAUGCCUUCUCCUAUUAUUAUGAUCGAGCUGUUGACACCGACCUGAUAGAUUAUGAAAAGGGAGGCGUUCUAGAAGUGAGGGAUUUUGAAAGAAAAGCUAAAGAAGUGUGUGAUAACAUGGACAGGUACACCUCCGCCAGCCCUUUCCUCUGUAUGGAUCUCAGUUACAUCACUGCCUUACUAAAAGAAGGCUUUGGAUUUGGGGAUAACACACUCUUACAGUUAACAAAGAAAGUGAACAACAUAGAGACAAGCUGGGCCUUGGGUGCCACCUUUCACCUGCUGCAGUCUCUGGGGCUCUCCCACUGAGCCAGCACCCCCUACAGAACAUUGGCCUUUCCAGAAGGAAGAGAGGGCAAGUUCAGAUUUCCAACUGCAUAGCUCAGCAGGAGUCAGUCCUUCAGCAAAACAUGGAUCAAAGCCAUGGAAUCAGUUCCCCAAGGACUAGGCAGUUCCCAGCUGCAAUGAGAGCAGCCACACUGUGGUUUCUAAAUAACUUAAUUGCCGUAAGAUCCAAAAUCUGCCUCCUGAAAGCCAAAGAAGCUGAUUGUGCUUAUAAGCAGCCCAGACACAGGUUCAGUGAAUGGAUUCAUAGAUGCCCCAUGUCACCAGCAGUUCAGAGUGCUUGUCAUGCCCUGGCAAACUGCAGACCUUUGGCGGAUGAUGCUUGAUCAUUUUUACAUGUAGAACUGAAGUUUGGCCCUGAGAAUUUUAAAAAAUAUAAAUAUUCAAACAUGAUAUCAA
This is a messenger RNA of Mauremys reevesii (Reeves's turtle), 2331 nucleotides long. RefSeq names its product ectonucleoside triphosphate diphosphohydrolase 5 (inactive) (gene ENTPD5). The transcript has 15 exons. Gene Ontology annotation, cellular component: membrane. Gene Ontology annotation, molecular function: GDP phosphatase activity; UDP phosphatase activity. NCBI's taxonomy places the organism in Eukaryota, Metazoa, Chordata, Testudines, Geoemydidae. The record is from RefSeq and is a predicted model, not a curated record. Bases 610 to 1896 code for a protein of 428 amino acids. Gene Ontology annotation, biological process: nucleoside diphosphate catabolic process.